Molecule: messenger RNA, 1203 nt
Organism: Orbilia oligospora ATCC 24927
Lineage: Eukaryota; Fungi; Ascomycota; Orbiliomycetes; Orbiliales; Orbiliaceae
Exons: 1
Coding region: 1-1203 (400 amino acids)
Source: RefSeq, a predicted model, not a curated record
AUGCAGAACUUUCCAAGUCUCAGCGCUGGUGUUUCAACACCCUCACCGCUCACUGAAACCGAGGUCAACUUCAAAAAAGCCCUCCAAGAUGCAAUCAGUCAGAGAAGCGUGAGCUACAAAAGAGUUUUUGUAGUCACAGUCUAUUUUGCGAGCGACGAUACCGAUGCCCAAACAGAUUCCAAGGAGUUCGCAAAGACAAUGAAGAGCCUGCUCGGUCUUCACGAUACCGAUAUGAUCGAAGUGGUAUUUCCAGAUGACGAAGAGGCUGAGAUCUUCUGGAGCAUGAAACAUCUAGAACUUUUAUCUCUUUCUCGCUCUUUCCAAGGCAGAAAAUUAUUUAUCUUUCAUUUUGCCGGCCACGGCUUUUUGAAUCGAUCAAAAGAGCUCAUCCUAUCAGGUACGCAUACGGGAAACAGCCAGGAAAUUCCUUGGGCGGACAUAUAUAGGUUUUUCCUGAGGCCCCGAUUCAAGGACGAGGCUUUUGGUGGAAGAGACGUUGCUUGUAUAUUGGACUGUUGCCAUUCAGGGGCCUUCGUAAGGCCGACCGUGGCAUCCGAAGGAACCGUUGAAGUUUUGGCAGCAUCUGAUUCGAGAGCUAUUACAACCGGCCGGAAGAGUGAGAACGUAGAGGCAACUUUCACCCAGAGAUUCCUUCUCGAAAUGCGAACCUUGGUUGGGCGUGCCGACAAACCGCAUAUUACCCUUCCAGAUGUUUUAAAUGCCUUACAACAACGGAAAAGGGACCCUACGAAAUCAAUGCCUACAUACGGAAUGCUCUAUGGUUCCACUCCGGUACUGUUCCCGGUAACUACACUCCAGCGACCGGAGCAAGCACCAACAUCCUCCUCCUCCUCCCCGAGGCCACACACGUUAGCGACGUGGAGAAGGCCGCAGCAUUCCGUUGGGUUGAAAGUCCACCUCCCAUCCGGAAUAUCGGACGAAUCAACUAGGACCAUGGUAAAAUGGCUCCUUCAGCUAAGAGAUGAUUUCAAAGUCGAGGUCACAUCGGUCAAUGACACCGCCUCAACUGUUGUCUUUCUGUCUGUCCCGUACAGCCAGUUGUACAUAUUUUGUCGGCUCGAAGCUGCAGGUGUGUGCCGGUUUGAACGUAUCUGCGAGAAUAUCUUCUCAGAAAAUCUUCUUGCAUCGUUUCUAGAGCCUGGUUCUCCGGUUGGUCUUCCUGCCUUCCCCAUAGCUGGAUAG